GGCUCCCUCCACCGCCCCGUCAGCCGCAAACAUGGCAGCGGCCGCCCGGAGGAGGCUCCGUGCUGCGGCGGAGGCGGCUCUGACGGCGACGAGCAACGGUCACAGGAAUAAAUAAGACCUGUCCACUACUCCUUUUCCCACUUCCUUUGCUCCCACCUAUCUCCCCUUUCGACCUCCUAAUAAUGUGGAAGCUCAACAAGAGUGGCAAAGUUCUCCUGGAUGAUUCUCCUGAGGAUGAAGAGAGCCAUCUACAUGAGUCACCUCCUCCACUAUCACCAGCAGCCACCUUCUCAGCACAGGUUCAAGGUGCAGGUUUUCGGGGCUGGAAAGAAGUAACAUCCAUAUUCAAUAAGGAUGAUGAACAGCAAUUACUAACAGGAUGUAAAUCUCCAAAAUCUAAAGGAACAAGUUUAAAAUCAAAAGAGGAUGUGAAAUCAGAAAAGAAAACAGGAUUUUGGGAUAGUUUGGUGAUAAAGCAGAACGUCCAGACCAGAAAGCCAGAUGAGAUUGAAGGAUGGGAGCCACCACAGAUCCCUGCUGGAGACCACCUCAGUGAUGUAGGAAACACUCUAAGUGACUCUCCGACGUGGUCAGGCUGGGAAGAUGAAACCAAAAGCUCCACAAAAUACACAAACCUGGCAAGCUCAGGAAAUAGUUCAAGGUGGAGCAUCAAAUCAGCUGGAAGGUUGGUCAGUAUUCGGCGACAAAGUAAAGGCAACCUUACUGAUAACUGGGAAGAACUAGAAUGAGGCAGUGGAAUAGUCUAUAAAUGAUAAUAGGUGACAUGAUUUAUGUAUCUCUUCAAACCAAAAUCAAACUGCUUAAUAUUGCACCUUUUCAUAGAACAAUAUUAUUUGAAUUGUUCAGUGGUUUGCUCACUCUAUCAAAAGUUGCUUAGUUGCUGUUUUCCAUGCUGAACAAAGUACCUACUUUGUGCCUAUAUUUCAUACAUUCAUACUGUCGAGUAUCUUUGUUUGCUCUUAAAAAACCUUAAUGAAUGUACACUCUGGUUGAAUAUUGAUUGCCUUACUUAAGAACUUCACUAGAUUGAAGUUCUAGAUUUCUUGGUCUUCUUGGUAAGUUUAUAUUUUGAAUGCUAUCCUUGUUCGGUAAAAGUGCUGAUUUUCAGCUGAUAUUGUGCUUAUUGUUUCAGCUUAAUAUAUUGUUUUCCUUGUCCUUGUAUGAACACAUGAUUCUCAGGAUGAAGCAUCAGAGAUCCUGCAUUUUCCCUAAGGACUAAAUGGUACAUGAAGUGUGUGAAACACAGAUUCAUGUGCUUUUCUUCUUCUGUUAUAACAAAUCUCACAACAAGUAAAAUAAGGCUCUUUAAUUCCGCUAGGCAGGUUUACAAUCAUCCCAAAGCAUGUUUUGUAAACACGACUGCAGUGAAAGCCAAGGCCUGACUUAUGUAUUCCCUAAGCACUAUAGUAAGCACCAAAAAUAGCUUCCAUGUGUUUGGGCUCCACGUUGCAGGAAUAACAUAAGCAAAGACUGAUCACUUCAAUAACCUGGAUCGCACAAAUGUUUCCCAUGCCAGUGCUGCUACUCAGCUGGAUCUUUGCAUGCGUUACCACUGCAGCAUGGUGCCUGCCCACACAGAACAGGUUGCGCUCACAACUGCUGCGUUAUUUAGGGAACACAGAAUUCAGGCUUGAGUUUCAGAUAAGUCCACCUAUGUGGCAGCCAUAUCGCUUUAGAGGCACAUGACUCUUCAGUCUUUGUCAUCAUUCUGCUUGAACUACACGAUCCCAUGUUUCCUUUUGUAGGAUUUGGUGAUCUAGCUCUGCAUUUUCAUGGUGACAAGAGGUUAAUGUUCCAUCUUGACAGUGUACAAGGGUUGUUUCAGUGUUUGCAUUUGCUAUGUGAGGUUUAGUGUUACUUGUUGCUGCUAAUUUACUAUUUAUUACUAAAAAGGAACUAUGCAUCAGUGCACAUGGGAGAGUUGAGAUGUACUAUAACUGAGGUUUAGGGUUGUUCCCUGGAAUAUCUUCACUUGUCCAUUUUAUUUAAAAUUGCACAUUGUAUGAGAUCAGAGCAACAGAAAGUGUUACUCUAGUGCAAUUCAGUGUGCCUGCAUACCACUAUGACAAAAGAAGGCUUCCAGUACUUUGUCUGAACAACUCAUUUCAGCCAGCAAGAAAGCUAUCAAGAUACAUGUGCAUCUUUUUUGUGCUUGUUGCAGCCAAAUUCUAAUCUCAGACUUGAUUGUUUGAUAUAUACUACAAGAUCACCUUUGUCACACAGGAAGACACUUCUUUACUUGCCAGAAUACGGGGCAUCACAACCUCUUCUGUGUCACAUUAGCACCAUUUACCAGCUUGCCUCAAAUUCUGGGGAUCUACCUGGACAAGGAUGAUCUCGCCACAGAGUGUUAGGUCUUUGCAGAAGGCAGCCCAGUGCCAAUACCACUUGGGGGAAUGUGAUAACUGUAAGUAACAGAGGGACUGCAGGAGACAGGAGUUGCUAGAGAGCCAUCAUCCAACUACCACGAUUACUGAUUUGAGAUAUGAAGAUGCUAAAAGUGCCUUGUUCUUUAGCAGUCUGCCCUACAAAUGCUCAGUUUUAACUACUUUUUUGCUGUGUUCCUUAUGUACAUGUGUUUAAUUUCUGUCUUAAGAUUGUCAGAUGAAUGUUUAAUCCAAGAUGUUAAUAUAUUUCUUUUCCCUAAGAUACAACUCUUUACUCAACACUCCUGCUGAGCCUAUAUGCCACUGCUUAUGUAAUAAUCUUAUUCAGCAAUAGGAUUCACCAAAAAGCAAAUUGCAAGGUUUGCCUCCAACUGUCAAUGGUUUUUAAAUGAAAUGAACUAUUUUGUAACUAUGCAGAGUUUCCAUUUUAGAAGUUUUUUCCAUGGUUUAAUAGCCCAGUUCACAUAAAGACUUUACAAUACUGACAUGUGGAAGAGUAAGGGAUUGCUACAGUUUUAAGAUAUAUAAGCUUCUAUCUCUUCUUCUCUAUUAAUAGAUACAGUCUUUUCACUAAAUACCAUCCAGUGCUUUUGAAACAUACCUAAUUCUUCCCAUGCAUCCUCUCUUUCUACUCCUUCCCCAGUUUAAGAAACUUCCAUUACAGUAGGAGCCUGUGAUCUGGCGGCCUUCACAUGAAUUGCAGAAUUCUGGGCUAGGCAACCACAACUUGGGAGUUUCUGUGUAACAAGAAGAUUAUCCAUGUUAUGUCCAAGUGUUCUGCAACAGUCUAAAGCUGACUGUGAGCCACCUCUUCUUGCUUCCUCCUCCUGCUACCCCCAAGAGGUUUUUGAAAUUGGUGGUGUCUCCGGUAAUUUGAGGGAGGCCUGAGAAUGGCCUAUGCCUUUUCAGGCAUCACAUAAUAAAGUUGCAGCUUGAACAGGACUGCUGUGGCAAAAUUCAGUCUUUUGCUUUGAAGGGUUGCGAUUCUGAACUAACACUUUCACUGAAUCGAUAAUGUCAAUGCAAAUGUGUUUAGGCAAGUUUGCAGGGGAAAAACCAAGUGUAAGCUCAUGUUAACUACAUUUAAGCCACUUGGUUUGGAAGAAAAGUUAAAUGCAUGUUUAACUUUUUCCCAUUUGAAAGUAGUGGGACUUAACAGGGCUUAACUUGGACUCAUUUAUACCCUAAUUUUAAAAAUUAUUAUUUUGUUGGUCUUGGAUGGCAUUGCAAUGUAGAGCCAUUUUCUUUAUGCAAAGGAUUUCAGGUUUACAGUUAAUGGAGGACCUUCAUACAGCAGGAACAGACAUGUGGGAUGUUGGCACUGGACCUGGCUUGGAAAGCACCCCAGCGAAGAUCGAGGAGCAGAGUCAGAAGUUCAGCUUUCCACUUGCGGAGGUUGUUACACUUGGACAAGUAGAGGCUCAGCCACGCACAUUCUACUGUCAAGUGCCUGUACUUCACCCUGAUCACUUGUUUGUGAUGCACAGCUUAACCCCAUGCCAACAUGACGUUCAUAUAUUUGUGCUGCGCUUAGGUAGCCAGUGAAAGAGUUACAAAGCUGGUGCUUAUUGUAAGACAAACACCCAACUAUCUGGAUCCUCUGUGUUGGCUUAAGCUGCUGUAGAGUAACUGGCUUGUGCUACUGAAGUGUGAUUUUAUGCAUGAAAAGCAGGACCGAUUUAGCUGGUUCUGUCCCACUGUUCAGAAAACUCUUCCUUCUGUUGCUCAUUAUAAUCAUCUGACAGGCCAACUUCGCUGCAGCCUUGUACAGGACCUGCGGAUCACAAGGCUUGCCCAGCCCUGCUUCCUCCACAACUACACCAGGGCAAGUGUUGCUACGAAGGGGGACAGCCUGUGCAGGGUCUCCGAGGCGUUGGUCAGACAGCUGCUGUGCCGAAUCCCUUCCCAAGCACUGGAUGCGAGGUGGCCAGGGGUCAGGGUGGCUGUGUUGCCUUCUCACUCAGUUGUAACCCUGGAUCCUGUGUGCUCUGGAGAUGGAUGGCCAGUCCACAGAUCAGGCCUUUAGAAGGCUUUUGAGAUAUGCAGUACAGCCUGGUUUAUUUAAGCUUUUAAAGAUUUUUGUAGAAAUGGAACAGAGUCCUUGAAAAGUUGUACAUUUCAUACCUCAUUGAUUUUUGUAGUAUUUGGGUCAAUGGGAUAGAAGUGUCCUUUGGUUUGGCAGGAUCGUGCCCAUGUUUUCCUAAAACACAAUGUUUAAUUUUAAUAGCAUUAAUUAAAAUUUAAUAUAAUUUAUUGUUGUGCUUUUCUGGAAUUGAAAGAGCUUUUCCUUUUGUGGUCUUUUAUUUGGUUAGCAAAUUUUUGUUAUUUCUAUUCUUUUAAAAUACUAGCAUCUAGACAUUAUUUGGGCUAUUUCUUAAAUGAUAAAUGCCCUUCUUUGUUGCUUUGGAACUAUUUGAUUUGAUGUCUACUGGUCUUAAAGAAGCUACCAUUGUGAUUGUAUUCUGAGAUUGCACAUAUGUAAAGAUUCAAAUGUUCUUUAUAUUGCCUUUUCACUGCAGCUAUGCAUAAUUCUUGGCUUGAACACAAUGAAGGUGAAAUGCUUUAUGUGGCUGUAACUAGUCACUUAAUGCUCACGUGUUUCCUUUUUUUCUGGUAUUUUAUUAGUUUCACUCCAAAAAUAUAGUAUUUUCACAGAUGAAUAAAAAAAAUUAGUCGAAACCAAAA
This is a messenger RNA of Varanus komodoensis (Komodo dragon), 5093 nucleotides long. RefSeq names its product testis development related protein (gene TDRP). Gene Ontology annotation, biological process: spermatogenesis. The record is from RefSeq and is a predicted model, not a curated record. Bases 183 to 749 code for a protein of 188 amino acids. The transcript has 4 exons. Gene Ontology annotation, cellular component: nucleus; cytosol. Lineage: Eukaryota; Metazoa; Chordata; Lepidosauria; Squamata; Varanidae.